AUGCCCUUCAAGGUCAAGGCCGUCUACGACUACUCGUCGCCGCACGAGGAUGACCUGCAGUUCCCCAUCGGCACAAUCAUAACCGUCACGGACGAGGAGGACCCCGAUUGGUAUGGCGGAGAAUACAUCGACGACGCCGGGGUGAAGCAGGAAGGCAUCUUCCCACGUAACUUCGUGGAGAAGUAUGAGCCUACCGCUCCUCCCCGCCCGACUCGAGCUCGGCCGCCCAAGAAAGAGCCCGAAGCUGCACCGGCUCCAGCUCCAGCUCCUGCUGCUGAAGAGCCGUCUGUACCAGUCCCGACGUCUCCUAAGCAAGCAGCGCCUCAGCCCGAACCCGAGGAGCCAGCAGAGGAAUUCAAGGCCUCCUCGCCCAGACGAGCUUCAACGCAACCGCUAUCACCUCCGGCAGCUCCUCAGCCAAAAGCAGCGGAGCCAGUGCGAUCCUUUUCUCCUCCGCCCCCAGCGCCCCAACAGUCUGAACCACCGGCUCAAAAAGCCGCACCUCCCUCCUCCAAGCCCGGACCGCCUCCGGUUUCAGAGAAGCCCAGCUCCUUCAAGGAUCGCAUAGCAGCUUUCAACAAGGCUGCCGCGCCACCAAUCGCACCGUACAAGCCUGCAGGACUGGGUUCGGGUAGCUCGGGUUUCGUCAAGAAGCCGUUUGUUGCGCCUCCUCCCAGCCGAAAUGCAUAUGUUCCACCCCCGCAAAAUGCCCCCACCGCGAAGGUCUAUAGGCGUGACGAAGAUCCCGAGAUCAAGGAACGGGAAGCUGAGAAUUUGGAGACUGCCGAGAAGGCCGGAUUGGUACCCGGAGGAUCAAACGAAGCGGAAGGCGAGGACCAGCCGAAACCUACUAGCUUGAAGGAUCGUAUCGCUCUCCUGCAAAGGCAACAGAUGGAGCAGGCUCAGCGACACGCAGAAGCCGCUGCGAAGAAGGAGAAGCCCAAGCGGCCGCCCAAGAAGCGCACUGAAAGCCACGAGCCGGUUGAAGCAACUGAAGAGAAUGAACAUGUUCAGCCGCACCCGCUGGAGCGUAGAGACACCGAGGAGACGGGAGGCAAGCGGUCCUUGGAUGAGUCGCAUCCGCCGCGCCAACCGGCUCCGCCGAGACGCAGAGCUUCCUCAAAGGGCGUAGAACCGAAGGACGGCAACGAGGCAGAUAUGUCUGGUGCGGGAGACACAACGGAGGACCAAGGUGACCUUACCGAGAAAGAAGACAGCGAUGAGAGACCCCGACCCGUCUCUCGUGCCCCAACCUCUGGCCCUCCGCCAACUGAGAAGACGGAAGAAGACGAAGAAGCAGAGGAGGACGAGGAGGAAGAUGAAGAAGAUGACGAUGUCGACCCUGAAGCCAGACGGAAGGAAGAGCUACGCCAGAGGAUGGCGAAAAUGAGCGGUGGCAUGGGCAUGCAUGGCAUGUUUGGACCACCGGGCAUGAUGCCCAUGCCCGGUUCCGCCCCAGCUCAACCCAAGAAGCCAAAGAAGGCAUCCUCGGAAAAGCGACUAAGUGAAGACUCCGGCGAAGUGGCUUCACCAGGCGGACAUGCGCCACCAGUACCAAUCAUGAUGGGAUUGCCGGGCAUGGCUCUUCCGAGACGGUCAAGCGAGAGGAUUCCAAUUGCAGAGGAACCGAAGCCUCUGACUCCGGGAGUCGAAGACGAAGAGGAUGACGAGGAAGUCGAGCCAGAGAUGAUGGCUCCGCCGCCAGAUGAGGAGGAGGAGGAUGAAGAAGUCACUGAGUAUGAGGGAGACUACGAUACCGAUAUCGCCUCCUCAGCCCCUCACAAGGAUGCGCUGAAGUCCCACGGGCGUGAAUCUAGCUUUGAGGACACCUUAUCCAUUCGAUCGCCUGUAACCGAGGCUCCGCCGUCAAUCCCUCCCCCUGUACCAUCAGGAGCACCCCCAAGAGCUAUGCCCCCACCACCUCCUAUUCCUAGCCAACCUCCUCCAGACACUCGACGCUCUGCUGAUGUUCCACGAACUGCUCCUCCUCCACCACCUCCGCCAAAGGAGGCUGCGACGCCGCAUUACGAUGAUGAGGAUUACGACCCUUUCAACUACAAUGCCGCUUCUCCUACUCCUCGCGCCAUUCCCGUCAUGCCAGGCUACUCACAGCCGGCCCCACCACCACGCAGACCCUCGGAGGACAUCUACUCACCUCCUGAGCCUUCAUCUUCGUACCAGUCUCCCUCAGACCACAGAGCUCCUCCUGCCGCACCAGCACCAGGACGUGCUCAAGCCAGACACUCCAUGGACGCUGCCAGACAAUUAGGCGGCGGCCGAAGAUCACUGGAUGUGAACCGUCCGUCAAUGGAAUCCGGAUUCGUUGCUAACGAUAUCGAUUUGGCGAGCCAGACAGGCUGGUGGCUUCAACCCAAUAGCUUGCCUCCGCAACUGCAAGGCCGCAAGGAUAUUUUCUUUGAGUCUGAGGAUUCGCAAUCCUCCAAGCGUGGCGGAAAAACCACAAUCACAAGAGAUAUCUAUGUCCUUUUCCAGGACUAUUCUCAAACGGUGAUCACUGUGCGUUUCGACCCGCAAGAUUCAACUGAUGUGCAUCUUGAGCAACGCCACGAAGCGCCGCCUCGUACUCUGAGACAAGAUCAACUGGAGCAGUCGUACGAACGCUUUGGCCGAACUAUCUCUGAAGGCGUGACUAGCAAGAAGGAUACGGUCGUAGGAGAUGGCACUCCUCAGGCACUAGUUCUCGAACUUCUGAAGCCUCUCAAGGACGCGUUGCUCCCUGUCGGAACUCGUGCAUACGGCGCUCUAGUCUACUCAAACCUUGCAAACGCCAGCACCACUCAGAACGACGAGAUCCGACCCGGAGAUAUCAUCAGCAUCCGCAACGCCAAAUUCCAAGGCAAGCACGGCCCCAUGCACGCGAAGUACAGCAUGGAGGUGGGCAAGCCUGAUCACGUCGCUGUGGUUGCGGAGUGGGAUGGCACCAAGAAGAAGGUCCGCGCGUGGGAGCAGGGCCGCGAGAACAAGAAGGUCAAGCAGGAGAGCUACAAGCUGGACGACCUGCGCAGCGGCGAGGUCAAGAUCUGGCGCGUCAUGCCGAGGAGCUGGGUUGGCUGGGAGGGACAGAAUUAG
Molecule: messenger RNA, 3090 nt
Organism: Phaeoacremonium minimum UCRPA7
Lineage: Eukaryota; Fungi; Ascomycota; Sordariomycetes; Togniniales; Togniniaceae
Product: putative sh3 domain-containing protein
Exons: 2
Coding region: 1-3090 (1029 amino acids)
Biological process (GO): protein transport to vacuole involved in ubiquitin-dependent protein catabolic process via the multivesicular body sorting pathway
Cellular component (GO): ESCRT-0 complex
Molecular function (GO): protein binding
Source: RefSeq, a predicted model, not a curated record